Molecule: messenger RNA, 915 nt
Organism: Paramecium tetraurelia
Lineage: Eukaryota; Ciliophora; Oligohymenophorea; Peniculida; Parameciidae
Exons: 2
Source: RefSeq, a predicted model, not a curated record
AUGAAAAUUAAACUAGCAAUUAUCUUUAACUUAUUAAUCUUACUAAACGCAUCUUCAAUAUCCAUUGCAAUAUGCAAAUGCGAGUAGUUGCUAUCAUAAACUGAUUGUCAGCAUUAAAACAACAAUUGUCUGUGGAUUUCGGACAAAUGCGUCAUCAAUCCCAGUCAAUCUGACUCGGGAGCCCAAAUUAUCACAUAUUGCACAUCAUACACGGAAUCAGAAUGUGCUUCUAUUGUUGGUUGUGCAUGGAUAAAUAAAGCCUGCGAACAAUUCUUGGGUUGUACUGCAUAUUUCUAUUCAAAAUUUCACGGCAGUGUUAAACUGAUGGGUCUCAUUGUAUUGAGAUAAGCGACUGUGCUGAUUACAAGACCAAGUCAGCCUGUUCUCGGAACUAGAAGAAUGUGUUAUGUUAUUGGAAUGAGGAGAAAUGUGAAGAUUUUACAGAAUGUAGCCAAUUACCAAAAACACUAUCAUCUGACAGAGAGUGUAGAGAUCAGUUGUAGAAAUGCACAGUUGGAGACCAAAGUGGCUGUGUUGAAAGUGCAGAGAAUUGUGAAGAUCAAAAAUCAGUAUCUUAAUGCAAAUGGAAUAAAUUAAAAACACAAUAAUGUAUUUGGUAGAGUGACAAGUGUGUCUCCCUUUCAUGUUCAAAUGCACCUGUUACAUAUACUACUCAUUCAUAAUGUUAUGAAUUCAUGGCUGGUUGUACAACUUAGUAAAAUGGAGGAUGUACAAAUAUAACAUAAUGUUCAAAUGCAAAGAUUGAGGAUGCAUGUGUAAUAAAUAACUUAAAUGGACCAUGUAUUUGGUCGGAUAAUUCUUGUUAUGAUUAGGUUUGUAACAAAGCACCCACCACGUUCAAGACAAAUGAAUAAUGCAAGACAAUAGCCAAUAAUUCGGUAUCUACUACAUUGA